This is a messenger RNA of Arabidopsis thaliana (thale cress), 1044 nucleotides long. It is a transcript of the gene AVA-P4, whose product is annotated as vacuolar H+-pumping ATPase 16 kDa proteolipid subunit 4. Gene Ontology annotation, molecular function: proton transmembrane transporter activity; proton-transporting ATPase activity, rotational mechanism. Lineage: Eukaryota; Viridiplantae; Streptophyta; Magnoliopsida; Brassicales; Brassicaceae. Gene Ontology annotation, biological process: proton transmembrane transport. Gene Ontology annotation, cellular component: proton-transporting V-type ATPase, V0 domain; lytic vacuole; proton-transporting two-sector ATPase complex, proton-transporting domain. The record is from RefSeq and is marked reviewed. The coding region runs from base 119 to 721 and encodes 200 amino acids. The transcript has 4 exons.
GUUAUUAUUGUUUUACUCCCGUAAAAAAAAAAAAAUCUAUCUCCCUCUCACAAUCUCUCCUAACAAAUACUACAAUUUGGUAACAGAUCUCAUCGGAGCAACAGUCAUCAAAGAGCCAAUGGCUUCUUCAGGUUUCAGCGGCGAUGAAACUGCGCCUUUCUUCGGAUUCCUCGGCGCCGCCGCUGCGCUCGUUUUCUCCUGUAUGGGAGCAGCGUACGGGACGGCGAAGAGUGGAGUUGGAGUUGCGUCGAUGGGAGUGAUGAGACCUGAACUUGUUAUGAAAUCGAUUGUUCCUGUUGUCAUGGCUGGUGUGUUAGGUAUUUAUGGUUUGAUCAUCGCUGUUAUCAUCAGUACUGGGAUUAACCCCAAGGCCAAGUCUUAUUACCUAUUCGAUGGCUAUGCUCAUCUCUCUUCUGGGCUAGCUUGUGGUCUUGCUGGUCUCUCUGCUGGUAUGGCUAUUGGAAUCGUCGGUGAUGCUGGUGUUAGGGUUGUUGAUUGUAAUCCUGAUUCAAAGAUAAAAAUAUACAGUUUCACUACUUCAUUCUUAUCAAACUUAUCCCAGAAAGAGCUCUUUAUUGAUUUGCUCUCAGCGAAUGCGCAACAACCGAAGCUGUUUGUGGGAAUGAUUCUGAUUCUCAUCUUUGCGGAAGCGCUUGCACUGUAUGGUCUCAUUGUUGGUAUCAUCCUCUCAUCUCGAGCUGGUCAGUCUAGAGCUGAGUGAAAGAAGUGGAGACUUAUUGUUAUUAUCAUCAUGUCUCAUAUGAGAAGUUUCAUGUGAUGUGUAGCUUCUCCUUUCAGUUCUUUUUCGUGAGUUUGAGUUCUGUUAUUAUUAGACACACUUGUGUAACUUGGGUGAAAUUAUAUGACUCGGUACCAAAAGCAUUCUCAUUUGCAUUACAAAUCCCUCAAUUAAGUACUAAUCAAUACAACUCUAAAGUCUCUAAUAACCAGCCUUCUAUAUACAAUCUUCUUCUUACUAGUAUGGGAUUUUAAAACUCUGCUACUUGAGGUAUUCCCAUGAACUAAUGAACUCGAUUUAUUUUC